CCUUCCCGGGCGAAUUAGACGCUCACCCUAUGGGCCGCUUCUCUAUGGUCGGCGUCGUUUCCGCUUCCGGCCUAGGCCCUGCGACGCUUGGGGAGGAGGGGUGCAGCUUUCUCACCAGAAGGCGGCUUUGGAUCUUUCCAUGGGCUUUGCUUGGUGAGAACAAGAGCAUCCGUUUCGACAUCUCCCAGGUUCCUGCUCUUACUUGGAGAAAGGCAGGAUGUGGCACGAAGCCCGAAAACAUGAGCGGAAGCUCCGUGGGAUGAUGGUGGAUUACAAGAAACGAGCUGAACGUCGCAGAGAGUAUUAUGAAAAGAUUAAAAAAGAUCCGGCCCAGUUCCUGCAGGUCCAUGGCCGUGCGUGCAAGGUCCACUUAGAUUCCGCCGUGGCUCUCGCUGCUGAAAGCCCUGUGAAUAUGAUGCCAUGGCAGGGAGAUACCAACAACAUGAUAGACCGGUUUGAUGUUCGAGCUCACCUGGACUAUAUUCCCAUGUAUACCCCUCCACUGCUGAACCCAAUCAAUCCAGAACAGGAGUCCGACGAGAGGAAGUGCAACUACGAAAGGUACAGAGGUUUGGUGCAGAACGACUUUGCUGGCAUCUCAGAGGAGCAAUGCCUCUACCAGAUCUACAUCGACGAGCUGUACGGAGGACUCCAGAAACCCAACGAGGAUGAAAAAAAGAAGUUAGCCGAGAAGAAGGCGUCCAUCGGGUACACGUACGAAGACAGCACUGUGGCGGAACUGGAGAACCCGUCUGAGAAGCGAGCCGAGGAGGAAGACUCCGAGGAAGACAGCAACACCGAUGAGGAUGAAGUCAUUCCUGAUAUUGAUGUCGAAGUCGAUGUAGAUGAGCUGAACCAGGAGCAAGUGGCCGACCUGAACAAGCAGGCUACCACUUAUGGGAUGGCGGAGGGAGACUUUGUCCGGAUGUUGCGGAAAGACAAAGAAGAGGCAGAAGCCAUUAAGCAUGCCAAAGCCUUGGAGGAAGAGAAAGCCAUGUAUUCGGGCCGCCGAUCUCGACGUCAGAGGAGGGAAUUCCGAGAGAAGCGUUUGAAAGGAAGGAAGAUCAGUCCUCCGAGCUAUGCCCGGAGAGACAGCCCCACCUACGAUCCCUACAAACGGUCGCCGUCCGAAUCGACCUCCGAGUCCCGGUCCCGCUCUCGCUCGCCUUCCCCAGGUCACGAGGAGAAGAUCACCUUCAUCACCAGCUUCGGGGGCAGCGACGAAGAAGCCGCCGCGGCUGCAGCCGCCGCCUCGCAAGCCGGAGGAGCCCCCCGGAAGCCCGCCCCCCUUGGCAAGGCACGCUCUGGCCAAGUGCAACAGGGCAGCGCCGCGGCAGGUCAUAGCGCCUCCUCCCGGCGACGCUCCACCUCCUCUUCCUCCUCCACCUCGUCCACCACCUCGUCUUCAAGUUCGCGGUCUAGCUCGCGGUCCCACCGGGCCAGCGGCUACCACCGGGCCAGCCGUUACGGCCGUUCGCGCAGCCACCGGUAUUCCCGCUCCCGUAGCAGAACCAGGCGAUACUCCGCGGGAGGCUCGCGGGACGGACGGCGUCAUUCCAGAUCGCGCUCGACGGAGCGGGGCUGGCGAUACGGGUCCCGCCGCAGGUCCAGGAGUCAUUCCCGAUCCGGAGAGCACUAUCGGUGGAGUAGCGGCAGGGGAGGAAGGCACUGGAGUAGCAGUAGCAGAAGCGACAGUGACUCGAGAAGUCGCAGCAGGUCAGCGUCUCCGGCCAGAGAAAAGCCACUGAGGCCUGCAGCUUCCCCUGCUGUCGGGGAGAAACUGAAAAAGGCUGAAACUGCUGGUGGUAAAGAGACAGGAGCUGCCAAACCGAAACUGACUCCGCAGGAGAAACUGAAGUUGCGCAUGCAAAAGGCGCUUAACAGGCAGUUUAAAGCAGAUAAAAAAGCCGCCCAGGAGAAGAUGAUGCAACAGGAACAUGAAAGACAGGAGCGAGAGGACGAGUUGCGUGCCAUGGCUCGGAAGAUCCGGAUGAACGUUCCUCCUGGCAGGGAGCGGGAACGUCGGGAGAAGGAGCGGGAAGAGUGGGAGCGACAGUACAGCCGCCAGAGCCGUUCUCCCUCCCCGCGCUACAGUCGAGAAUACAGCUCUUCAAGGAGGCACUCCAGAUCCCGGUCUCGGAGCCCCCACUAUCGCCACUAGUCGGUCUUCUUGGUGGCCGUGCUGCGCCGGCAAACUCCCCUCUCCCUGGUUCACUGGGACCCUUGUAACCCUGUUGUGUAAUAAUGCUGUACAUUGCUGCUUUUGUUUCUAAGUUGUCAAAAAGAAUUAAAAAAAGAGCCAAAAGUUA
Messenger RNA from Pogona vitticeps (central bearded dragon), 2309 nucleotides. Lineage: Eukaryota; Metazoa; Chordata; Lepidosauria; Squamata; Agamidae. The record is from RefSeq and is a predicted model, not a curated record.